Molecule: messenger RNA, 1671 nt
Organism: Fusarium sp. VM40
Lineage: Eukaryota; Fungi; Ascomycota; Sordariomycetes; Hypocreales; Nectriaceae
Source: the annotation of a GenBank genome assembly
AUGUCGUUCGGAGGCCAAACGCCCACGAUUAUCGUCCUCAAGGAAGGAACCGAUACCUCUCAGGGCAAGGGACAGAUUGUCUCCAACAUCAAUGCCUGUCUCGCCGUCCAGGCCACCAUCAAAUCCACUCUUGGUCCUUACGGCGGUGACCUUUUGAUGGUUGAUGAGAAUGGACGACAGACUAUCACCAACGAUGGUGCCACCGUCAUGAAGCUCCUCGACAUUGUUCAUCCUGCUGCCAGAAUCCUCGUCGAUAUCGCUCGAUCGCAAGACGCCGAGGUCGGUGACGGUACUACAUCGGUCGUUGUUCUCGCCGGUGAGAUCCUGAAGGAGGUUAAGGAGCACGUCGAGCAGGGUGUGAGCUCUCAGGUCAUCAUCAAGGGUCUGCGGAGGGCAUCCCAGAUGGCCGUCAACAAGAUUAAGGAGAUCGCCGUUAGCACUGAUGAGGGCAACCGCCGCGAUACUCUCAUCAAGUUGGCUUCUACCGCCAUGACCAGCAAACUGAUUAAGCGCAAUACUACUUUCUUCACCAAGAUGGUUGUCGAUGCCGUUUUGUCACUCGACCAGGACGACCUUAACGAGAAGCUUAUCGGCAUGAAGAAGAUUCCCGGUGGUUCGCUUACCGAAACCCAAUUCGUUAACGGUGUUGCUUUCAAGAAGACCUUCUCUUACGCCGGUUUCGAGCAACAACCAAAAUCCUUCGAGCAACCCAAGAUUGUGUGCUUGAACGUCGAGCUAGAGCUCAAGGCUGAGAAGGAUAACGCCGAGGUCCGUGUCGAGCAGGUCUCCGAGUACCAGGCUAUCGUCGAUGCCGAAUGGCAAAUCAUCUACAAGAAGCUUGAGGCAGUCUACAAGACUGGUGCCAAGGUUGUGCUCAGCAAGUUGCCUAUUGGUGACUUGGCUACCCAGUUUUUUGCCGACCGCGACGUCUUCUGUGCUGGUCGUGUUGCCGGUGAUGAUAUGGAACGUGUCGUGCAGGCUACUGGUGCUGUUAUCCAGUCAACAUGCUCCGACAUUUUGCCUGAGCACCUGGGUACCUGCGGCAAAUUUGAGGAGCGCCAGAUCGGUGGCGAGCGAUUCAACUUCUUCGAGGACUGCCCCGAGGCUAAGACAUGCACACUUGUCCUGCGAGGCGGUGCUGAGCAGUUCAUUGCUGAGGUCGAGCGAUCUCUACACGACGCUAUCAUGAUUGUUAAGCGAGCUAUCCGAAACCACCUUAUUGUCGGUGGAGGAGGUGCUGUUGAGAUGGAGGUUUCAGCCUACCUCCACCAAUAUGCCGACAAGAACAUUACCACAAAGCAACAAGCUGUUAUCAAGUCUUUCGCCAAGGCUCUUGAGAUCAUCCCCCGCCAGCUUUGCGACAACGCCGGUUUUGAUGCUACAGAUAUCCUCAACAAGCUCCGUGUUGAGCACCGCAAGGGCCAGACAUGGGCUGGUGUUGACUUCCAGAACGAGGGUGUUACCGAUAUGAUGGAGCGUUUCGUCUGGGAGCCUGCUCUUGUCAAGAUCAACGCUAUUCAGGCCGCUACCGAGGCCAGUUGCCUCAUCCUUGGUGUUGAUGAGACCAUCCGCAACGAGGAGAGCGCUAAGCCCCAGGCCCCUGGUCAGCUACCACCAGGUGCUGCCCAGCGUGCUGUGCGAGGCCGUGGACGUGGCAUGCCCCGAAGGUAA